AUGACCAGCAGCGCCUCGCAGAGCCCAGCCCUCAACUACGGCCCAGCAGCCACGAUCCCAUCCUCGACCUCGUUCCAGUCGGCCGACGCCGCAACCGGCUCAAGCUCGACGUUUGGCGGCCUCGCCGGCUACCCGGGCUCCAGCUUCAGGAUGAAGGGCGACUCGACGUCGUCAUACAGCUACGACGAGCAGGCGCCGCGGUCGCAGCAUGCGCACGCCGGCUACACCCACCAGGACCUCGGCAACGUCGGCGGACUCGCACCCGGGCAUGGACUCGGCGCGGCCACCGGCCAGCAGUAUGGCGGUGGCGGAGGCAGUGGCGGCAGCAGCAGCGAAUCUUCGCGGUCCGCCUUUUUCCCGCAGCACACCCGGCACACGUCACUUGCCAGCUCCAUCGGCCAGCUCGGCCUCUCUGGGGGCGACGCGGGCCUAGGCAGCGAUGCGGGCACCAGUUUCCAGAACUACGGCGCCUACAGCGACCAGCGGACCGGCCUGGCUGGUAGCACGCUGUCCUCGGCCGACGUUUCUCCCACGCGCUCGCGCUUCCCCACCGCCGGCCACUAUGAUGGCAGGCAGGUCGCCCGAAGCCAGCCCGGCCGUCCGGUCGGGCUCGGCGUCGGCGUGCAGGGCGGCUCGGAUGCGAAUUCUCCAAAGCUACGAGGUUACGGCAACCUCCCAGAGACCAGCAAUUCACCGCGUUCGCUCAAGCGCGCUGCCGAACACCUCGACGACCCUCGAGGCUCGUCUUCGGACCACUCGAACCAGCUGCGACGCCCGGCCUCGUUCCCGGUCAUCAACGCCUCUGCUGCCGGCAGUCUGCCCUACGCGCGUCCGAUGCAGGCGGUCGAUCCGAGGACGGCGCAGAGCAUCGGUCGCAGCCGCGGCCGAGGCGGUCCGCUGGGGUCGGGGCAGACGACGCCCGGCAGGCCGACGCUGAUGCUGCCCGGGCCCUUCGGCGGCCCCGACGACGGGCGGCGGGACUCGUUUGGGUCGAGCCACACGAUGCCGUCGCCUUUUGUGGGCUCCUCGACUUCCGGCGACCCGGCCUACGGCCCGCCCGCGGCCGCCGAGGCCCCCAAGGCCCGCCUCGAGCUGCACGGCAACCUCAACGACAUGGCCGUCGGGUGGAGCCACGACGAGUGGCGCAGCGGCCGGCGCCUCGUCCAGUUCUGGCGGCGCCAGGAGGGAUCGACGAUCCACGCCACCUGGCGCCCCAUCUCGCCGUCGCAGUACGUGCCCAACAGCAUCGUCAUCUCGUGCAUCUUCCGCGACGAGAAAAACGAGUGCUUCGUCACGUCGGUCGACACCAUCUACCUCCUCGAGGCGCUCGUCGCCAGCAGGUUCACGGUCGAGGAAAAGAACCGCAUCCGCCGCAACCUCGAGGGAUUCCGCCCGAUCACCGUCAGCAAGAGCAAGCGCGAAUGCGACGCGUUCUUCAAGCGGAUCAUGAGCUUCCCCAACCCCAAGCCGCGCAACAUUGAAAAGGACGUCAAGGUGUUUCCGUGGAAGGUGCUGUCGUCGGCGCUGUGCAAGAUCAUCAGCAAGUACAGCCCGCUCUACGACUCGUCGGUGGUCGUGGCGGACCAGUGGGCGCCUCCGGAGCUGGCGGGGCCGCAGACGCAGAUGCUGCCCGCGCCCGCCUACCGUGAGGGCGACUACGCAUCGGCACCCGCCUCGGCGACGAUGCCGUUCCGCGAGGGCGGCGGUUAUGAUCGCACCGGUGGCUACGGCGGCGGCGGCGGCGGCGGCGGCAGCACCAUGUACGGAGCGCCGCAGAUGGGCGGCCAGAGCGCCUUGGGCGGCGGCGGCGGCGGCUACGGGGCGGCAGAUACGAUUCCUUUUCCGUCUCAAGGCGGCAACGCCACCGGCUACCAGCAGCAGCAGCACCAGCAGCAGCAACAUCCGGGAGGUGCGCCGACGGGAUACGACGCCUUUGCCGGCGGUGGAAGCGCGUCAGGCAACCUGGGAGCCAUGUACGGCGAGCAGCCGUCGGACCCUUCGCAACAGCAACAGCAACAGCAGCAGCAGCAGCAGCAGCAUCCGCAGGUGCCGACGGACCAGGGCCGGGCGUCGACGAUGGGCCACCAUCGAGACAUGUCCGGCAGCACGCUGGCCGACGCCACAGGCUACUAUCCUUCAGAGCGUCGCAACUAG
Molecule: messenger RNA, 2154 nt
Organism: Pseudozyma flocculosa PF-1
Lineage: Eukaryota; Fungi; Basidiomycota; Ustilaginomycetes; Ustilaginales; Ustilaginaceae
Exons: 4
Coding region: 1-2154 (717 amino acids)
Cellular component (GO): nucleus
Source: RefSeq, a predicted model, not a curated record